This is a messenger RNA of Epinephelus lanceolatus (giant grouper), 7313 nucleotides long. It is a transcript of the gene magi3a, whose product is annotated as membrane associated guanylate kinase, WW and PDZ domain containing 3a. The record is from RefSeq and is a predicted model, not a curated record. Gene Ontology annotation, biological process: signal transduction. Lineage: Eukaryota; Metazoa; Chordata; Actinopteri; Perciformes; Serranidae. Gene Ontology annotation, cellular component: cell-cell junction; cytoplasm. Gene Ontology annotation, molecular function: protein binding.
CGGAUCAGGUCUGUUGCAUGCUGCUGCGUAGUUUUUAGUAGAAACUAAAUCCCCUCAGUGCCUCUGGAGAAGCGAGGAGGAGAGGAGAGCGCGUAACGGACAUCACGAAGCAGGGUUUGGGUGUGGAGAGGAGCAGAUAACCGCCCGGUUCACAGCAGAGCCAGGUAUGUUUUUCCGUUUCCAAGGACUGCCUUUGCUGAUGUCACCGCGGAGGAGGGCAGGAGAGGAGGACAGGUGCGCACAGUAAAGUUGACUCUCCGUGAGGCUCGGACGAGGAGCUGUCACUGAGCCGAGGAUUGCGCAAAAAAACGUUUUAGAAAUCAGUUUCUGAAGUUUUUCUGCAUUUACUCUUUAAAGAAGUUUUCCCUCCUGGGUGGUGUUAUCAGUCUGAAGUGGAAUAUAUCGCCUCUCCACGCGUUUGGAGCUGACAGGCUCUCCGGUGCGCACGAACUGCGGGGCUCACAGGAUCCCGUCCUGCUGUGUGACAUCGUGGUUUAACUGUGGAGGAAGCUGCUGCUGUUCUUUAAGUGCACAUCAGCGUGAACUGGGGUGUGGGAUCGAGACGCCCCAGCAUCAGAAGCAGCACUUUCCGCUUCAAUGCGACACUGACGCAGCUGAUCUCGCAUCCCAGUCGCAGACAGGUGAUGCUCGAGUAAAUUCAAUGGGAGGAUCGCUCAUCGGCAGAGGGAGUUUGAUUUAAAACACAGACUUGUUCACUCUGGGAUGGAAUACAACACCAGGAAUCAGCCCCAACUUCUUUAAUCUGCGAUGAUUUUCCCAUGCGUCAUUGCGUCUUAGGAGCAGAAGCGGAUCUUGUGUUGAAGGACAAUCGUUCUUGGACUUCGCCUCCAGGUUCACGAGAGCUACACCAACAAUGUCCAAGACACUGAAGAAGAAGAAGCACUGGUCCUCUAAAGUGCAGGAGUGCACCCUGUCGUGGGGGGGAUCCGGGGAGUUGGUCACGGUGGUUGAGGUGCGAGGCGGCGCGGAGCUGGGAGAGUUCCCCCACCUCGGACACAUAGUUUCGGAGGCGAUGGUUUGCCACGCCGGGAGGUUUCCCUGCAGCGGGGACGUGCUGCUGGAGGUGAACGGCACUCCGGUGAGCGGACUCACCAACCGAGACACACUGGCUGUCAUCCGCCACUUUCGGGAGCCCAUCCGCCUGAAGACUGUGAAACCAGGUAAGGUGUUGAACACUGAUUUGCGUCACUACCUCAGCCUGCAGUUUCAGAAGGGCUCCCUGGACCAUAAACUCCAGCAGGUGAUCAGAGACAACCUGUACCUGCGCACCAUUCCCUGUACCACUCGGCUACCCAGAGAGGGGGAAGUUCCCGGAGUGGACUACAAUUUCAUCAGUGUGGGGGACUUCCGUGACCUGGAAGAAAGUGGAUUGCUGCUGGAGAGUGGCACCUAUGAUGGUAACUACUAUGGGACCCCUAAACCUCCUGCAGAGCCCAGCCCCGUGCAGCCUGACUUGGUGGACCAGGUUCUGUUUGAUGAGGAAUUUGACACGGAGGUCCAGCGAAAACGCACAACCUCCGUCAGUAAGAUGGACAGAAAGGACAGCGCCGCGCCAGAGGAGGAAGACGAAGAAGACAGGCCUCCUAUGGUCAACGGCCUGGCUGAGCACAAGGACAAGGCGGAGUGGAGGAAGACGGUGCCCAGCUACAACCAGUCCGCCGGGGCUAUGGACUUGCGUGUAUGGAACACUCAGGAUGAAAGUCAGGAGCCCUUGCCUAAAAACUGGGAGAUGGCCUACACAGAAACCGGCAUGGUCUAUUUCAUAGAUCACAACAGCAAGACCACUACCUGGCUGGACCCCCGCCUCGCCAAGAAGGCAAAGCCUCCUGAGAAAUGCGAGGAAGGAGAGCUGCCCUACGGCUGGGAGAAGAUUGAGGACCCACAGUAUGGCACCUACUACGUGGACCACAUCAACCAGAAGACCCAGUUUGAGAAUCCAGUGCAGGAGGCGAAGAGGAAACUGAGCGUCGACACGUCUACUGUAGGGCUGCCACCUGUAGCCACACCCUCAGCAGACGAGCCUGGCAAGGGAGUGCGGGGCUUCACGCGAGAUCCGACUCAGCUGCAGGGCUCCAUGCUGCAGACAGCACUCAGAAAAAGCCCCCAGGGUUUUGGGUUCACCAUCAUCGGAGGAGACCGACCAGACGAGUUCCUCCAGGUCAAAAAUGUACUUCCGGAUGGGCCUGCUGCGCAUGACAACAAGAUCGCCUCAGGUGACGUGAUCGUGGACAUCAACGGGGCGUGUGUGCUGGGGAAGACUCACGCUGAUGUGGUGCAGAUGUUCCAGUCCAUCCCCAUCAACCAGUACGUGGACAUGGUCCUGUGCCGCGGCUACCCGCUGCCUGAGGACUCCAGCAGCAGUGAGGAGGCCUCAGGAGGCCUCUCCACCUCCAAGGACACUUCCCCUUCCCCCUCCACCUCCACACCACAGGACCCGCACUACACAGUCCCAGAUGGAGGCACCCUCCCCAGGCAGACCGCUGCAGUACUGCCCAUGAUCAACGGAGGACGCCAUCACCACCAUUCUCACCAACACCACCACCACGUUCCUCACAUCCCCAACCAAGAAGGCCCCGAUCCCACUCUGUUGCAGCCGGAGCUUGUGAGCGUGCCCUUGGUGAAAGGUCCUGGAGGUUUCGGCUUCGCCAUUGCAGAUUGUCCCCUGGGUCAAAAGGUGAAGAUGAUCCUGGACGCCCAGUGGUGCCGCGGUCUGUUGAAGGGUGACGUCAUCAAGGAGAUCAACAGGCAGAAUGUCCAGACGUUGAGCCACUCCCAGGUGGUGGACAUCCUCAAAGACCUGCCUGUGGGCAGCGAGGUCAACGUGCUGGUGCUGAGAGGAGGUCAGACGUCUCCUGUGAAAUCUCUAAAACCAUGCACGGCUCCCAUGUCCCAAGCCAUAACCCAGCCAACUCCUCAACCGGCUCCUCAUCCCACCCCCCAGCAGCUGCCCCAUCCACUCUCUCAGCCCAUCACACAGCCGCAGCGACAGGAGAUGAUUAACAGCACAGAGGCCCUCGGUCAGCCCGACGUGGCCCCCAACCCGCUCCCUUUCCCUACCAACACGCUGCGCUCGUCUUCACCCAAACCGGACGCGUCUGAGCUCUACCUCAAGUCCAAGGCUUUGUUGGACAGCAAGCCUCCUAACACAAAGGACCUGGAUGUGUUCAUCAAAAGGAACCAGGAGUCGGGCUUUGGCUUCAGAGUCCUCGGAGGCGAGGGGCCGGAUCAGCCGGUGUACAUCGGCGCCAUCGUGCCGCUCGGUGCAGCCGAGAAGGACGGGCGCCUGCGGGCAGGGGAUGAGCUGCUGUGUAUAGACGGCGUGCCAGUUAAGGGCAAAUCCCACAAACAAGUGCUGGAGCUGAUGACCAACGCCGCCCGCAUGGGCCAAGUCAUGCUCACAGUCCGCAGGAAACUGACACACUCAGAUGGUGAAGAGGAGGAGAGCGGUCAGCAGCCGCAGCAGGUAGCGUCCGCCCUGGUCAACAGCUCUCCUAAGAUGUCUCGUGGCGAGGCUCAGAACGCCGUCCAGCCCGCUCAGCCCUCUCGGCCAGAGUGCUUUGAUGUCACACUGCAGCGCAAAGACAACGAAGGCUUCGGCUUCGUCAUCCUCACGUCAAAGAACAAGCCCCCGCCUGGAGUUAUACCUCACAAGAUCGGCCGAAUCAUCGAGGGCAGCCCUACAGACCAAAUAGGUCAGAUGAAAGUGGGGGACCGAAUCUCUGCUGUUAACGGCCUGUCCAUCAUGGAGCUGUCCCACAACGAUAUCGUCCAGCUCAUCAAGGACGCCGGCAAUUCUGUCACUCUCACAGUUGUGCCUGAAGAUGACAGCGCUCCUCCAUCUGGAACAAAUUCAGCCAAGCAGAGCCCUUCAGCACAACACAGAGCUAUGGGCCAACAGCCUCCCAGCUAUCCAGACAGGAACGGUGACACUGACGUGAGGAACUCUUUCCCACCAAGAGAGAUGGGAGCACUCAUCACUUCGGGCCCUAAGCAGGGCUGUUUUGUGGUGGAGCUGGACCGCAGCCAGCGUGGCUUUGGCUUCAGUCUGAGAGGAGGGAAGGAGUACAACAUGGGCCUGUUCAUCCUGCGACUGGCUGAGGACGGACCUGCUCUCAAAGACGGCAGGAUACAUGUCGGAGAUCAGAUCGUGGAGAUCAACGGCGAGGCCACCCAGGGCAUCACGCACACUCGGGCUAUUGAGCUGAUCCAAGCAGGAGGCAGCAAAGUUCACCUGCUGCUUCGACCUGGCCAGGGUUUGGUCCCAGAUCACAGUUCAAAGGACAAAGUAACCAUUCCAACCUCAAGCUUCCCCAGACUUUCUGUAUCUGACGGGCAGUCAUCUCCGGCCUCUCCAUCCUCCGUCUCCCUCUCUACCUCUGAACUGUCCCCAUCUUCACCCAAAACAACCGCCCCUGAUGAGUUCUCCAGGGGGGAUCCCAGAGCAUCUGGGUCCCCUGGCGCUGGGCAGGAGCAUGGUAGGCAGGCUAACCGAUCAAGAGGACAACAGCCGUCUCACCACAACCAUAAGCGUACCACCAGCCCCAGCACCCAGACCAGAAAAACGAGCAGGAGUAACUCCAAGUCCGCUAGCCCGAUGAGAGCCACUGAUGGCUGGGCAGAUCACGGAGAGCGCUCUCAGAGCCCCAGAAACGAGCGAGGCCACAGUGGAUCCCUGGAGGACAUGAGGAAAGACAGAAAAGCCCAAGGGCAGAGAGACCACCACUCUUCUAGCCCCAGGAAGGGCUCUAAGAGAGAACAUGACCCAGCUGUGCCUUUGAAGAACCUGGAGGAGCCCCAGAGCCCCCGGCGUCCAGCUGGCCAACAGCCUAGCACUGCCUCUGGAGAAAGGAAGGACUGGAGGUACAAGGAGGAGGAAGCAGCCUACUGGCAGGAGAGGGGGGCUCCAGAGAGUGGAGACAAAAGCACGGGGACCAGCGAACGCCACAAGAAGGGCAAAAGGGCUGAGCAAGAGGCAGCGGCACAGAAACCCCAAACGCACAGGGAGAGGGCAGGGUCAGAUGUUGAUAGCGGCACCCUGACCCGGAGAAGCGGAAGAGAGAGGGGGGAUAAGGAAUAUCGGGAAGAGGUGAACAAGAAGGAUCCCAGAGGUUCAAGCAGUAGCAUCCAGGACCCCAGCUGCAACGGGAGCACCACCAGCAAGAAGGCUCCCAUCACCCCUGGUCCAUGGAAAGUUCCCAGUUCUGCCAAGAUCCAGUCGCAGGUGGAGACAACGUUUGCAGAUGUCUGAUACUCCCAGGAUUCUUAAAAAAAGCUGAGCCUCUAAAAGAUGGACAUUCACAAUGGAAGGAUUUUUAUUUCUAGCAAACUCGGACAAAGCAGAUCACUGUGUAACCAGCAACAUAGCUUCUCAUUGCUUUAUUUUUUUUCACCCAGUUUGCCUCGGUCAGUUUGCAUCAAGCUGCUGAUGUCUGAUACAUGAGUAUUAGUACUGUGCGACGAUAUGUGUAACAGGUUGGUUCUGAGUGUCUUUUUUGUUGUUGUUGUUGUUGUGUUUUUUGGGAUGCGACACUGAAGUCUUUUUGUGCCAAUCAGACUCCGGUUAUAAAGAAGCUGCUCCGUAUUGCACUCACUGUGAGAUGAACUGCGCUCCCUGUCUACCCGCCUCGAUGAAGGAUUCGGCUUUUUUUUGUGUCACUUUGAAGGUUUAAGAUACAUUCAUGCCGUCACUCAGCUUUUCUUCCCCCCCCCCCCCCCCGGCGAGAUUGAUUCACAGUUGCUGUCACUGGUGGAUGGACUCAAAAGUGGCUGCAAAGCGUGACACUUACUGUCUUUUUUUUUUUUUUUGACGCAAACUGUUCGGGUGACUGCAUUCAUGCACAUGAGAAGACUCUUUCAUCCCAUUAGCUUACCAGAGGGUGGACGGACCACCUGGGAGCUUUAUAUGCAUCAAUCAGCAGACCAGAUACUUGUGGUUAUAAUGUUUGUUACAUGUGUGUUAAUAAUAAAGCAUAAUGUAAUUUAUUGAAAUUAUAUGUAAACAAAAACUGUCAGUACACAUAUCCACGCUGAGUCACUUCACCUUCAAUGUGGGACUUAACGACAGAAAUAAAAUGUGUAGGCAAGCAUCACCAUCUGAGACAACAACACUAUGAAAAUCUAUACAUUCUAUUUCUACGACUUCACGGUCUGUAAAACAUGAAUCACGCGAGCCUGAUUCAUAAUGUCGUCUACUGUUUGCAGCUCUGUAUUUUACGUCCUCUCUGGCUGUGUGUGUAUGUAUACAAGCUGACUGGUAGGCCUGUGUAUUUUAGAUAAUCGCUGUAGCAUCGACUAUAAUCUGAGACAUAUAUUAUUUAACAAAGUGAUGACACGUAUAUCGACACAUAAUUUAGAUGAGUUGAAUUAACAGAGCUUGAUUGUAAGAAGUGAGAACUCUGCCUUCGACUUGUUAAGAGGUAUUUUUAUUAUCACAAAUGUAGGCACAAAAACAUUCUUCCUCAUUCUAACCUACAAAUCUAUUUUUGAUCCUUUUUUUUUAUAAUUUAGUACACGAUCCAUAAUGUGAGAAAAAAUCGUAUGUAAAUGCUUAAUUGUUCGUCUUUAACACCAUCAUGGCUGUCACGUUUGUGUUAUAAAUACACUCCCUGAGAAUGCAGUUAAUUUUCCACACAUGGAGGGAACGUCAUCACAAUACGCUCCCCUCUUUGGGAGUUUUAUUUGAAUUUAAUCUAUAAUCAGAUUUAAUCAAACAGGGAUUAAAGUACCAGAUGGAAAAAUAUAUCUAUUUUUAAUUUAUUGAUAUGAGUUGUGCCCUGCUCUGGAGACAAAAUCUAGUGUUGUCUUAAUGUAGCUUCUGUGGAGUACAGAGACAUCUAGUGGUUCAUGCACUACUCUUCACAAACUGCUUCAAGCGUCCCCUCAUCAGCCUGUUGAAGGAAGUAACACGUGCAUCUAUAUCGGUCUAUGAGACCACGUACUAAUUUAUUGUCCACUUUAUUGUUGAUAUGAUGGGCUACUGUAUUAUUUACUGUUCAUGCCAUUACCAUGUAUGAUACUGUGGCCUUGCAUCGCUCCAACAUAUAUAUAUAUAUAUUAAAAAAAAAAAAGAAAGUCUUUUAGUUUUGACAUCAUGGUAGUUGUAAAUGUUUAUAAAUUGUACAGCACCUGUAUAAAUCUUUGCCUUCAUGCAGGAAAAAAAAUCCUCUGUAAAUCGUUUCAUUAUUUUUUUAAGGGAGUCGCGAGGAAAUGAUAUAAAAUGGGUGAAAAGAAAUAAUCUGGUCAUGGCAUUCUGUUCAUGCACUGAUAAAUAAAGGUUUACUGAAUAAACGAGA